Messenger RNA from Bufo gargarizans (Asiatic toad), 426 nucleotides. RefSeq names its product U-scoloptoxin-Sm5a-like. The record is from RefSeq and is a predicted model, not a curated record. The transcript has a single exon. Lineage: Eukaryota; Metazoa; Chordata; Amphibia; Anura; Bufonidae. Bases 1 to 426 code for a protein of 141 amino acids.
AUGAGGAGGACAGAGAGGAAGCAGUGGAUGAAUUGGAACCAGAGAAUGAGGAGGACAGAGAGGAAGAAGAAGUGGAAGAAUAGGAACCAGAGAAUGAGAAGGACAGAUAGAAAGAAGAUGAAUUGGAAAAAUAGGAAGCACAGAAUGAGGAGGACAGAGACAAAGAAGAGGGAGUGGAAGAAUAGGAACCAGAGAAUGAGGUGGACAGAGAGAAAGAAGAAAAAGUGGAAGAAUAUGAGCAAGAGAAUGAGGAAGACAGAGAGAAAGAAGAGGAAGUGGAAGAAUAGGAACCAGAGAAUGAGGUGGACAGAGAGAAAGAAGAAAAAGUGGAAGAAUAUGAGCAAGAGAAUGAGGAGAACAGAGAGAAAGAAGAGGAAGUGGAAGAAUAGGAACCAGACACUGAAGAAAGAAGAAGUAGAAGAAUAG